AUAAAUAAAUAUAAUACUAUUAAAUCCAUGUGGGAAUUCUUUAAGAUUACCAUAAGCCGGGGUUGUACUCUCUCAUAUUCCCGUUUAGGUCUAUAGCCCUCGCUCACUGGCUUAAUCACGUGUAAACAUUACCAACCUGUAUAUAAACAAUUUAAAUUUUCUGACCAUUUUACACGCCUUAAGUGAAUUUUCUGGUUAAUUACGAAGCGCGUAGUUUUCUGUUAACUAUGGUUAACUAUGGAGAUAGUUAUAUACAGUCCACAUACAUACCAUUACCACUAAGUAAAGUACUAUCACUGAGUUUGAACUGAGUUUGACUGAGAGAGGAAAAAAAAAAUUGAUGAAAAUUUAAAGUAACCAAAAGGUUUUUAAUAAUAUACUUAUAUUCUUUUAGUAUUACUUUAGUCUUAAUAGUAUAUCAUAUUUAGAAGUUAAUCAUGCUUAUUCCAAAGGAAGAUAGAAAGAAGAUCCACCAAUACCUCUUCCAAGAAGGUGUUGUCGUUGCCAAAAAGGAUUACAACCAACCAAAACAUGAUGAAAUCGAUACUAGAAAUUUAUUUGUCAUUAAAGCUUUACAAUCCUUAACUUCUAAAGGAUUUGUUAAAACUCAAUUUUCAUGGCAAUAUUAUUACUACACCUUAACUGAUGAAGGUGUAGAAUUCUUAAGAACCGAAUUAAACAUCCCAGAAGGUAUCUUACCUUUAACCAGAUUAAAGAAUGCUCCAGCUGAAAGACCAAGACCUUCAAGAGGUGGUCCAAGAAGAGAAGGUGGUGAAUACAGAAGAAGAGCUAGAGAUUAAAUUAUUAUUCAUUAAUAGUUCUAUUAAUCUCUCAUUUCCAUUUUCUUAUGUAAUAAAUAUCUCAUAUAAAAUAAAAACAACUUUUAAAUAUAUAUAACAUAAUCUUAUCUAAUUAAGACAUGUAGUGUAGUAAUUUGACUUCUUACCAAUACUAUCUUUCUAAGUGGUUUAAAAGAAAUGGGAUAUAGUGUGAUGUUUGGAUGUUUUCAACUGAGGAUGAAACAUCCAUACCACCACUUAAAUAAAUAAAAAAAAAACACCAAAAAAGGCAAAAAACCAUAAAAGA
Molecule: messenger RNA, 1086 nt
Organism: Scheffersomyces coipomensis
Lineage: Eukaryota; Fungi; Ascomycota; Pichiomycetes; Serinales; Debaryomycetaceae
Gene: RPS10
Product: 40S ribosomal protein eS10
Exons: 2
Coding region: 438-800 (120 amino acids)
Cellular component (GO): cytosolic small ribosomal subunit
Molecular function (GO): structural constituent of ribosome; RNA binding
Source: RefSeq, a predicted model, not a curated record